Messenger RNA from Armigeres subalbatus, 1203 nucleotides. RefSeq lists its product as uncharacterized. The transcript has 3 exons. The record is from RefSeq and is a predicted model, not a curated record. Lineage: Eukaryota; Metazoa; Arthropoda; Insecta; Diptera; Culicidae. The coding region runs from base 177 to 1100 and encodes 307 amino acids. Gene Ontology annotation, molecular function: acyltransferase activity, transferring groups other than amino-acyl groups.
CACAGUAAGUAACGUCUAUCCACGAGUACAUCAUCAUGCAGACUAGUCGAUUUUUUGUUGCUAAAUGCGCUCGCUGCCUAGAUAAUUAAUAAGCUUGUUUGGCAUCAUCCAACGAGAUAGCUGGAAACAGUACAUGCUUGAUUCUCUUCGGUGACAGUCGUGGAUAGUUUGCGAAUAUGACUGAUACUGAAGACAUCCUGAGGCCACUUUCUCGGCGGGAGUUGGUCGAUCUGCAAAACCUGUACUUCGAGAAGAGUCCACUGGAACUACCGUACUAUUUUAUCAUCAAGAAUCAAUUGACCUGGGAUGAUAAAAUCAAUCAAGUGGGUCAGAAAGUUGACUCCCGUUGCUUGUCUGUGAGAGCGUAUUUGAAGUUUUACACACCGCGAUGUGGGAAUCCAAAGGAAACCGGGACGUUCGUGGCGAUAACAAGUGACGAGGAUCCGACGAUUUAUUUCCACACACUCCAAGAGCAUCAUAGUCAACUAUUGAAGUAUUUAUCCGAAACACGUUAUAUCAAUUUUUCAUGUAGUCCCGUAUUCGCCUGUGUAAGUGAUAAUCAUAUUCCUGUUUUGGAUGCUUUAUUAGAGAAGGUCAAUUGUAUUGGCGAGGAACUAUCUGAUUGCUCGUACUACAUGAUGACAAAUGAAAAGGCAUUGCAACAAAGCUACGAGGUACCAAACGAUGUGAUUAUGAAACAGCUCGUACCGUCUAAUUCAACUUUGAUGAACGAACGGUGGCCUCAUCGCUAUCCUAACUCUGAAAAGUACAUUGAACUACUCAUUCAGCUGAACGGAGGACUAGGACUGUUCGACAGAGAUAAUGACGAGAUUGUUGGAUGGGUCCUGAAGAAUGAAUUUGCCGGUGUUGGCCAUUUACAAAUCAUGCCAAACUAUCGUCAAAAAGGUUACGGAAUGAUCUUAGCAAAGGCGAUGACCAAAAAAAUAGCCCUGGAAGAUGGUGGAAUAGUUAACGCAUUUAUCGUGGAUAAAAACACGAAUUCGAGACUUCUUUUCGGCAAGCUUGGGUAUGAAUUAAUAGCUGGGUCUAAUUGGAUUAGAGCAAAUUUUACUCAAAAAUCUAACGAGGCAAAUAUAUAACAAAUUAGGAAGCUGUGAUAAACCACCUACUGAAAUGUGUAUAAUCUUUUAGAAGAAUUGUUCAGAAGCAUAUUAUCCUCAUCAAUAAACAAAUUAAAUCAAC